Molecule: messenger RNA, 945 nt
Organism: Suillus paluster
Lineage: Eukaryota; Fungi; Basidiomycota; Agaricomycetes; Boletales; Suillaceae
Exons: 5
Coding region: 1-945 (314 amino acids)
Source: RefSeq, a predicted model, not a curated record
AUGAAUAGGCUUGCUCCUGAUCCGAGUUUAGAAUACUCUAGUCGCGCCCGACUUCUGAAUCAGAACACCAACGACAUCGAAGUUUUGCAAAAAAUAUGGGUAGUUACCGAUAACACCCGCAGGGUACAUUGGCAGCGGCUACUCGAGGAAGACCAAGGUCUCGAGGAAGCUGCUGUUCUAGAGGAAGAACGGAAGAAGAACCCACUCAAAUACAUUCCCAUUCCAAACCGUCCUCGCCCCUCGCACGGUACAGACAGCGUCCUCAUUUUCGAUUCUGCCUUAAGAAAGCAAGUGUUCGUGCUGCAGCUAUGGUCAUUCCUGACCAUAGUCUCACCGCUUUCGACUUCGCUCAAGCUGUUCCUUGCGCAGUCGCGUCGUCCAAACAGUGCAGUUGGGCAGCCCAGCGUGUCGAGAUGCUUGCAGUAUGCGUUGCUCGCCUGCCGGGAUGAGCAAUGGCGGGGAUGGCACCAAGCCAUUCCUCUCCCCGACGGGGCAUGGGACAUCUCUAUUCUAGAUGACGCAGAGAUUGCGAAGACUCUGGAUCAAAUCUAUCGGAAAGACCUGCGUCGUCGUGAUGACGAAUGGGACCAGGGUUGUCCUCAUCCGGAGGUCGUCGACGCUCGGCCUCUCCUCUCAUAUGCAGUAACCCAGUCUCCUACCGUAACUAGCCGUCCGGCUCCUAAUGUUUUGGGGAUCAUGUUCAUGCACGCCCUUUCUUUCUUAGAUCGCAAAGUCGUAUUUAAGUCUGGAAAGCCAACGGGUUUUGCACAAAUUCGCAUUACUCUCACUCGGUGUCAAUUAAUUUAUGUAUCUUGCGAAGGCAGUCCUUUGCAAAAUCCAUCCACUCAUCCACAAGGAGGACCUGGUAGGACAUAUGUUGUUGGCGCCGAUAGUUGCGCGUGGGCAGAUGAUGUGGUUAAGGAAGAAGAACUGGUGAUUGGAUAA